AUGAGCCAAGACCUAAACACAAUUAUAGCUCUCCUUCAUAAGACUUUUACCUCUAAGACAAGCGAAGAUAUAAAAGAAGCUGAAUCUGAACUUUCAAAAUUUAGUUCUAACCUUGAACUUUAUAUAUUAAAUCUAGUUCAAAUAAUUUCAGUGAGAAAUGAUAUAAAUUUACAGAUUAAAAGUUCAGCAUCAAUUCGACUGAAAAUGAUCAUUAAAGAAGCAUUGGAGCAAAACUCUGUUCCUUAUGAAACCAAUAAAUUUCUGAUUCAAUCUGUUUUCUCUUCAAUUGUAGCUCCUUCGAUAAAUACUUCUAUUAGAAACACAUUAGAAGAUGCACUUGCCCUUCUUUUCGCUCGAGACUAUAGUAUCAGUUCAGGAACUUUUUUUGGGAACAUAAGUCAGUAUCUUAUUUCUUCUCUUCAAAGCGACUUUUCUUUUAAAGUUGGAGCAAUAAAAACUAUUGAAGCAAUGAUUGUGGGGAUAAAUCACACAGCACAAUGCAGAAUUUUUCUUAGAGAUUUCAUAGGCCCUCUUAUAGACUUAGGAAAUCAUACAAUCAAUAGUCUGAGGUCAUUGCCUCGAGGAAAUAGUUUGCUAGAAGAAAGUUUGGAAAUUCUAUAUGAGCUUUCCUUAGCUUUUUUAAAAAUUAUAGUCCAAUUUGAAUUCGAGACGCAGGAGUAUAAGAACUUGGCAGAUCUCGCCAGCUAUUUUAAAGAUUGUUUACUAUUAGAAUAUCCAAACUCUGACAGCCACAAACUUAUAACUAUCGGAAAAUCGAAAUCUCAGGAUUUUUUUAACAGUAUGAAAUCUCUUACUCUACAAGCUGUUUACAAUGUUGUCUCUAUCACAACUUAUAACGACAUAAAAUCUCUUGCAAAAUCUGAUAUCAAUCAACAGCCUUUUUCCUUAAUAAUUUUUGAGUUUUAUGAGCCUCUGCUGUAUACCAUUUUUCUAAUUAUUUCUCAUACAAAUUAUGAAUUUGCAACUCAACAAGAAAGCAUUUCAGAUUUAAUUUCGCAUUUUUUGAAGCUCCUGGUAGAGACCUUAAGAGAUGACUCUUUUUAUCAUAUUCAUUAUCAAAAUUAUCAACAUAUAAUUGUUGAUAUACUUUUCCCUCUUCUUAAAACAACAGAAAAUGAAAAAGAAGGAUUUGAGCUUAACCCAGAAGAUUUUAUUGAGAUGUCUAAUGAUAUCUGCUCCAAAAAGAAAUCACAGACACCAAAGUCUUUAUCAGCUGAGCUACUUUUAAAAUUUUCAAAAAAAAUCGAUGGAGCACUGACUUUUAUUACGAAUUUUUUGGUGGAUUAUAUAGACUUUGCAAUAUUAAAUGCAAGCCCUUUGUCGUUUUCUAGCCUGGAAAAUUUCAGUAGUUCGGUUAUUAUGACUUUUACAAAUGAAGCUAAACUAGAUUUAGGCUUGCUUUGUCUUUCAGCUUUGUCUUAUUACCUUAUACAAAGACCAGAUUUACUAGAAAUCAUUGAUUCUCUCCUGCUUACUCAUAUUGAUACUAUCAUGAACUAUGACUCAAAUCUCGUUAUCAAUAGAUUUUGCCUAUUUUUUAAUUAUUUUGGCUCUGAGUUAUUAAAAACUAACUCUGAUUUAUACCAAAAAAUAGUCGCUUUUAUAGUAUCUUUAUGUGAUCCAGAACAAAAGCACAAAGGUGUUCAUAACCAAGCUUCUAAUACAAUAAGUACCUUAAUUAGUGACUCCUCAUCAGCUUUAAGAAUAAACAGUUUUAUCGAUGAAAUUUUCCUACUUUUUAUUUCUUAUAUAGUAAUAUUUAAUAUAUUUUCCAGCAUAAAAAAAUAACUAUUUUUAAUGACAGAUCUCUAACUCGAAUAGUUAUAUAGGGAAACAUGAAAAUUUAGGAUUUUUUGAUGCAUUGAAAAUAAUAAUAGAGAACAAGCCAAACGUUGCGCUUACUAAUAUAGAUAAGCUUAUUCCUGAGCUUGUAGAUAAAAUAUUGAAUUUUGAUGAUCAAAUUGACCAAAGACCAUCUAUCAAAUCUGAUUGCAAAAUGUUGAUAAAAAUAAUAUGCUGAAAAAUCAUGCAAGCUAUUGUAGAGUCCCCUCAUGUUUCUGUAGAAGUUUGCUUACUCCCCCCCCCCCCCUCCGUGAGCGAACAAAAAAAAUUUUGUUCGCUCACGGAGGGGGGUAUUUUUUUUUUUUAAAAAAAAUUUAUAUAUAAAUUUUAUAAAAAAUAUUUUUUUCGAAAUUUAAAAAAAUCCUAAUUUGCAAAAAUUGGGAAGCAAAUAAUUAAUUUAAUUUGCAAAAUUUAUGUUUUAAAACGCAAUUUGUUUAAAAUUAAACAGAAUUAGCUCUAGAUUUCAUUAUACUAAUUAUCACUUAUAUAUCAAAAUUUUUUUCCAUUAAAAUUUUUUCUAUUAAAAAAAUUUUGUUCACUCACGGAGGGUGGGUUUUUGGUCAAAAAAUGGCGAUUUUUCUAAUGGUUUUGUUCGCUCACGGAGGGGGGGGGGGGGGGAGUUAGAUAUUGAAAAGCAGCUUCAGCCACUAAUUGAUGCUAUAAAAGAUGGGAAAGAGGAUUAUGAAGAAUAUCUGUUUGAUAUAGAAAAUGAAAUAAUAAAAAAAUGUGAAAAUGUCACCAAUAACUGCUGGACAAUUUUUGACUUUAUUCUAGGCAAAAAAGAAGCUGAAGAUACAUUUUAUGAAGCAUUUCCUUUUAUAAACAACACUUUAUGGUAUGGAAGAGAAGUUAUCAAGGCUAAUUUAAAUAUAAUAAGCAGACUUGUUGAUAUUUCUGGGAAGUUUUUGCAACAAACUCCAGAUGAAGAUGGCAGAACUGAGUCCCAAAUAUCAAGAGGGGCUUUAAUUUUGCAACAAAUUCUCCAUGUAUAUACAGGCUAUGUUGAUGAAGAUUUAGAAAAAAUUAUACUAUAUGUUAUGCAGAGAUUAAUGCUUCCUAUAGGAAAUGAGCUUUUCAAAAUGAGGCUACUUGGUGUCAUAUUUUCUGGGUUUAUGUAUAACUGCCAAAAAACGCUAGAAAUUUUAUCCUCAAGACUCAACCAAAAUGGAGAAAAUUUGCUUGAACUGUUUUUAAAUGAUUCUUUAAAUAUUAAAGGAAAAUAUUCUCACCCUUAUGACAGAAGAAUAGCAGUCAUAGGAUUCACCCAGUUAAUGCUACAAGAAGAGCUCCCAGAAAUAGUCACAAAUAAUAUUUCACAAAUCUUCAAAUUAAUAGUUUACAUUUUAUACUGUGCAAAUCCUCCACAAGAUGUCCAAGAAAUGCCUAUGAGCCACGAUAUAGACGAAAUUGUGAAUAAAAUGAUGACUGAUGAGAGCAUUGAAUUUCUGUAUACUUAUUCCUUUUUUAAUUCCCCUAUUAAAGAUAUUGAUGAGUAUGAUCAUUUCAGAAAUUUGCUAAAAACAUUGAAAAGUGUGUCUAAUGAGGCAUUACAGAUGCUGGUGGGAGAAUUGGAUAAAGAUCAAGUGGAGCAGCUAUUUAGAGUCAUUGAGUCGAAAAAAGUGCAGAUUAAUAGUAAGACGAAGGGAGCUGUAGAUGUAAGGAAAAUUGUGAAGCCUAAAAAAACUGCUGUUAGUAAUUAA
Messenger RNA from Blepharisma stoltei, 3563 nucleotides. The record is from the annotation of a GenBank genome assembly. NCBI's taxonomy places the organism in Eukaryota, Ciliophora, Heterotrichea, Heterotrichida, Blepharismidae.